AUGGAGGGGCUGUACGGACCGACGAGACCACUUGAAGUUCCCCCUGUACAGCCACGUGACUUGGUGGAGUCCAAAAGACUCUGCGAGGAGGUGGCGGCCGUGCCUGACACCAGAGUGAGUGAAGCAAUCCGCCUCAUUGAGUUUGCGGCUUACCGUCUGGUGGAACGUCUGACCACGGAUCCACAAGAGCGCUGGGUGCGAGCCCAUCCUUUUGGCUCCUGCGGACUGAACGCCUCUGUUGCAGAUAGUGAUCUUGAUAUGUAUGGUGAGUUCUUUCCUACCCCCCGCCCCUCUUUUCCACCCUCCGUGGCUUCCUCUCGCGCGCUGUAUUGGGUUCCACAUCACGCUACCCUUCCCUUGUAG
Trypanosoma conorhini is the source of this 363-nucleotide messenger RNA. RefSeq names its product poly(A) polymerase. Bases 1 to 363 code for a protein of 120 amino acids. The record is from RefSeq and is a predicted model, not a curated record. The transcript has a single exon. Lineage: Eukaryota; Euglenozoa; Kinetoplastea; Trypanosomatida; Trypanosomatidae.